This is a messenger RNA of Alosa alosa (allis shad), 4590 nucleotides long. It is a transcript of the gene intu, whose product is annotated as inturned planar cell polarity protein. NCBI's taxonomy places the organism in Eukaryota, Metazoa, Chordata, Actinopteri, Clupeiformes, Clupeidae. Gene Ontology annotation, cellular component: cytoplasm; cilium. Gene Ontology annotation, biological process: vesicle-mediated transport; cilium assembly; establishment of planar polarity. Gene Ontology annotation, molecular function: protein binding. The record is from RefSeq and is a predicted model, not a curated record.
AUGGCAAAAAAUUUAUUUCGGAAUUGUGCAAAUGAAUGCUCUUCUACCUGGAGGCUGGAUGAGGUGCAGGCUUCUACCUGGAAGAAAGAGGAGGCCAGGGCCCGCGCCUCAGCAGCCAAUCAUGUGCGCUUCAGUGAGCAGGAGGCAGAGAUCAUCACAGAGGAAGGACGGCACCGGGGCUGUGGAGGUGGUGGCGGCGGCAGUGACGGGCGUGUGGGGUCAAAGGUCACGCCUCGACUCAAAAGACUUGCGGGACUACUGCGUCGAAAGAAGCAUGGACGGGGUGAAGGGAGUCCCUCUCGUCCCCCUCCCUCCAUCCUGAAGAACCAGGCGGUGGGGGCCAGGCAUACCGGUCAGCAGCAGCAGCAGCCGAUCCUGAAGGACGUGUGCGUCUACCUCAACCCCAAACGGCUGGCCGGCACUCCUCACCUCCUGCCGGAGAGCGGGGGCCUCCUGGAGGCCCUGCUGGGCGUGGUGCACCGGGGGGGGCGUGGCACAGGGCCACAGAGACUCACGGUCCACGGGCUGGUGCCCAACAGCCCUGCUAGCAGGAGUGGCCACAUACUCAUCGGAGAUGUCAUUCUGGCUGUCGAUGAUGUGGAGGUUACCUCAGAGAACAUUGAGAGGAUUCUGUCCUGCAUACCUGGCCCCACACAGGUGAGGCUGACUCUGGAGACGACGGCCCCGGAUGGCGGCGGCUGCCCGUUCGUCGAGGACGAGGGGAUCAGAGGUCGCGGCUCGGCGGCGGUCUCCCAGCUGGUGCGUCUGCUAUGGGGAGAGGACACAGUCGAGCUGCAGAUGGCCAUCUCUCACAUCCCCCACGUCAUCAUGUAUCUGUCGCUGCGCCUGGACACUGAACCCACGCAUGAGGAGCAGGAGAUACUGUACCAGUACCCUGUGUCUGAGGCGUCCGCUCAACUGAAGGGAGUGAGGGGCAUCUUCCUUACUCUCUGUGACAUGCUGGAGAAUGUCACCGGGGGACAGAUCAUCAGCUCCUCUCUCCUCCUGAAGAGGCAGCUGGUUCAUGUGGGCUACUGGAAGGAGGGGGACAACCUGCUGGUCAUCGGCCUGCCCGCAGACAGAGUGCCAUUGAUCUACCUGCAGUCAGUGGUGGAGGGAGUGGUGCGCACACUCAGGGUCAUGUACGGAUCUUUGGACAGUGCGUUCUGUGAGGAGGACAACUCUCCGCGGCUGGACCACUUCUUCUGCCUCUUCUUCCAGCAGCUCAUCCAGCCGUCCCGUUUGAUUGACAGCCCCACGACCCCUGACGUCUCGGGGACCCUCUUCCUGGACGGCCUGCCUGCCGUGCGCUGGCUCACUCUUCCCCCAGAGAUCAAGGUGGAGGUAGACACAGUGCUGUCAGACUUUGAGGCGGCUGAUUUUGGAGACAUGUCAGAGGACUUCUAUGGCAUGAGACGUCUCUAUGUCACCCUGGGCUCCUGUCUCUUCUACAAGGGCUACCUGAUAGCGAACCACCUGCCGAAGGAGGACCUGCGUGACGUGUGCCUCUACUGCCAGCACUACAGCCUGCUGCCACUGGCCGCCGAGCAGCGCGUGGGUCAGCUGGUCAUCUGGAGGGAAGUGUUCCCCCAGCGCCGAGCCCUGCACUCCCCACCGCUGGGCUACGCAGAACCCCUCGGACGAUACUUCCUGCUCAUCGUGGGCCUGAGGCAUCUGAUGCAGUGUGUGUUGCUGGAGGCGGGUGGCUGUGCGUCGGCCGUGGAGGGCGCGGUGGGUCCGGACUGCGUGUACGUGGACCAGGUCAAGGCCACGCUGCUGCAGCUGGAGGGCCUGGAGGUCGGCAUGGAGGAGCGCCUCAACGCCCCGCCCGCCCCCUGCCUCUCCUGCGCCGAUUGGUUCCUGCCCUCGGGGGCGGGGUUGGCGGGAGGGCAGGGUCAAGGUCAAACCGCCAGGGACCGCCUCCCGUCCAUCAGCCGAUUGGCCAACGCCCUGAGGCCCCCCCGCGCCCCCGGGCCGAGCCCCCAGCGGAGCCUGUCGGACAGCGGCAGCGAGGGUGGGCACGUGGACGUGGGCGGCGCCGCGAUGCCUCCCAGCCCCGGCUCCACGCCAGACUCGGCCCGCAAGACGCCGCCGGCCACCUCCGCGUCCGCGUUCGUCCGGCGGGACUCGCUUGGCUCGGGCGGAUCAGAUGGGAGCGGGGGCAGUGGGAGCCUCUUCAGGACCCCCAAACUGAAGCACCCAAACCCCUUCUACCUGGGUUCACUGAGGAAGAGCCUGACUGAGAGAGAGACAGAGGAAAUGAACAGCACACUGAAGCUGACGUCGGGUCUGGAGAACACCCUGUUCCACUACGUGCUGAUGGAGAGUGUGCAGGGCGUGUUCAUCGCCCCGACGCACCGCGACAUGGCCCAGCUCAGCGGCACCAUCCACCCGCAGCUCAUACGCAACUUCCACCACUGCUGCCUGUCCAUCAGGGCAGCCUUCCAGCAGAGCCUCCCGCCCAGGGAGAGGCGGGACAUGUCGCGGCAGCAUGGUGGUUUGGGCCCAGUGAAGGAGCAUGGGGUUCUGUUCCAGUGUAAACCUGAAAACUGGACCGACCAAAAGAAACCAGCACCCACCAUGACAUACUGGGUCAUUGGGCGAAUGCUUCUUGAACCCAUCCCUCAGGAGUUCUAUGUGUGUUUCCAUGAUUCUGUACCGGAGGUUCCCGUGGAGAUGGCCUUCAGACUAUCCUUUGGCCUUGCCUUAUGAUUCUUCCUCACACACACACACACACACACACACACUCUCCCUUCCUCAUGUAUGGCCAUGUGAGUCUAAGAUCUUCUGAUUGGAGAAGAUUGAUGCCUCACAUACCCUCCACAUGAUCUCUGAGCAGGAUCGACACUUUGAAUGCAGAACCUUGGACUUCAGCCAACCUCUACAUGUGAUGCAGGACAUCUCCUGUCAUGGGUCUAGCUAAUGGUGCUAUGCCCUGGGUCAGAGUAUGGUUUUGGACGUUGUGUUCAACCAUUAAUUAGUUCUCAGGAUCCACUCUUAUGGCCUGUCCACACAGCCAACGAUAACUAUUACGAUAUAACUAUAAAAUCUACAGUUUUAAGUAUCCUUCUAAUAACAAUUAUAACACAAUGACAUGAAUUACUAUAUUGUUGGGCGUCACUAUCAGUGAUUUUGUGAAUGAUAGAAAUGUUGACAGCAACAGACAGAAUCCAUCCGUGGAUGAUCAUAUCAUUAUAGUUAGUUAACGUUAACAGUGUGGAAGGACCUUUGAGUAAGCAGAAAAAGACUCAUGCAUCCAUUCGACUGAUGCUCAGGCCUUGAGAUUAAGGGUGGGAAUCGCAGAGUAACUCACGAAUCAAUACUGUUACGAUACUUUGCCCACGAUAACGAUAAUAUCACAAUUCAGCAAUGCUAAAUACAUUGCAAAAGAUUAAUCUAUGAUACCUGACGAAAAAAGCUGGAAUUAUGUAUAAACACAUUUGGUUGCUUUCGCAUCCACAUAAGGAAUAAGUAGACUCUUGACCUAUGGUAAUAAGGUUAAUUGACGUCUUAGGUUAAGACACAGUUGUAUGGGGGAGUUGCGGUGUCCGUACCAUACCAAAUGGUACCAAGUGCCCAUGGGGUCCUCUCCCGAUCCCACCCUGCCCUUCUCUCCCACUCACCUCCUGUCCUUCUUCACUGUCCUAUCUGACUAAGGCAAACAUCACAAAGAAAUACACUUUAAAAAGACACAGUUUUAAAUCAUGUGAAGUAAUAAGUUGAUGUGAUUGCGUUUGUCCAGGAUGCCUAUCCAGAAGGAGGGAGGUAAACAUUAUGAAAUAAUAAUAAAAUAAUAAUAAUAAUAAUAAUAAUAAAAAUAAUCCAGGGUCUGGAAAUCUGUCUGCUAAUCCUGGUUAUGUUUACAUUUGGCAAUGUGUGCUUUCUGGCAUUGCAAUCAGGGCAUCUUCUUGUUACUGUUUUGUUAGCAGGUAACUGUUUUCUGUCAUGUACUAGGUCAGUAGAGUUUGUGUGGUACCAAUAGGACAGUGUAGUUAGACGUUACAUACAGAUUUUUCAUGGGAAAAGCAAGUGUUCAGAGAGAUUGAAAAACCACUAAACCCUUUUUCUGCCACUAUGCUGAAAUGGCUGCUACAAGUCAUUUUGAAUCAUGUGGGUUGACCCCCCUCCCUCAGAAUUGUGCUCCUUUGUUGUGGAUGUAACAUGUAACAUUAUUUUCAGUAUGUGAGUCUGAAACAGAAAAAAAGCUUGUGUGUACCAGUACAAAAGCUUAUUACAAAUGUUUUUCAUGGGAUUAUAGCCAAGUGCAGACAUAUGUAGCCUGUCAGGUUCAACAGUAUGUUGAUCCCCUUUUCACACCAAAAAAACAUUCAACUGCACACAACAUUCCAUUCAAUCAAGGAUGAGGAAGUAUACCCUGUCAUUAUACCAACUGCUUUGCCAUUGGGCAUUUUGGUACAAUUUAAUCAGUGCCUCAACAGACAGAGACUGGUGGCCAGCGACACACUGGCAUUUCAGUUGCCUUUUGUGGAGUAGAACUCCAAUUGUAUGUUUCAAAGGGACUUGAGAUUUUUUUUAUACUGUAUUUAAGAUAAAUAUUUUUUAUGAACUGUCAGAAAUUGGGAAAUUAAA